Mycena indigotica is the source of this 801-nucleotide messenger RNA. RefSeq lists its product as uncharacterized. The transcript has 7 exons. The record is from RefSeq and is a predicted model, not a curated record. Lineage: Eukaryota; Fungi; Basidiomycota; Agaricomycetes; Agaricales; Mycenaceae. Bases 1 to 801 code for a protein of 266 amino acids.
AUGCCCAAUUGCGACAUCCUUGACAACUCCGCUUUCGAAGGUCCUUGUGUUGUGGGCAGCCACCUAUGUAGUGGCCCAUCGUUAUCAUUCGACUCCUGUAAUUGCUCGAAUCUCGCCUUCGUUCUCAAUUCUGCCUGCGAUGCGUGUAUCGAGACCGACUCAGAUCCAAGCUGGAUGAAAUAUGCUCAGGUAAAAAAAUGCCAGGCCAUACCCGAUCCAAAUCCCCCACUUCCAACCCACUCCGCGUUUGUAGUACCGCCAUGGGCUAUAUCAAUGGCCGCUGCUACUCCAACGCCUAGCUCGUUUAGCCUUCAAGAUGCUGUGAACCUUGCCAACUCCAACUUCUCCAUAGCUGCCGCCUCCCCCUCUUCGGAAUCGUCCAAUCCGAGCGUCCCCCCAACUCCCCAAGCCAGUCCGAGUUCAUCUGUUGGCGAUACAUCACCGUCUGCGUCAAGUUUAGAACCACUCCGUGGCGCAUCUCAAACCAAGUCCAACGCGGGUACUAUCGCUGGAGUGGUGAUAGGGGUCAUUAUUGCUCUGGCACUCAUUGUGGUUGGGGUUUGGCUUGUUCUUCGUCGAAGACGACAACGACACAUGGCCCCCUCUGCUGUCUAUAGAGCUGCUCUCCGGAGCGGGAUGUCAUCGCCGUAUCAACCUGUCCCACUACGGGCCCACGAAGAUUCACCACAACAUUCGCCUUUCGAGCUUCCACCGGACCGCGCUGACUCGCCGGCGUGGAUGGCGACCUCCCAACCCGCAUCCUUGCGCUCACAGUCGCGUUUUCUCGAGCAUACCGAGUAG